AAAAUAUGAACAUCUGCCAUGCAUGGAUUUCCCAUUAAAUGUCAAUGAGUAAGUCCUGUCAAAUGAGUCAUAAUGCUAAAAAAAAGUAGUUAAGACCUGUAAAAUGGCCUUCACAGACGAAACUUCUAUAUCAUUGCCAUCCCUGAAUUUAAAUAAAAUUAAUAUUCAUACCAAGCUUCAAACCUCCAACAGUACGCCAGUAAUCGCCAAGUCUAAAUUUUGCAAAAGUUGCUGUAAACCUUGUCGCUGUAUUUGUCCGCGAGCUGUCGCAAGAUAUAAAGCACAAUUAAAAACUCAAGAAAGGAGCGAUAAUUUUGUUCUUAUUAGCGCAAGAUAUAUCGUGGAACUUUACCAUUGGACGAAUAAAUGUCUAUCUGCAGAUGAUUUUUUAAGAUCAAUUGUUGCAUCAGCGAUUUUAUUUGCAAUCGGUGUAAAACUCAGUGAGGAAUUGAAUGGAUGGAAUUUAUCAAGAACGGUCAGUUAAACUUAUUGAUCUAUGAAUAUCUUAUUUACUGAAAAACAUGUACAUUCAAAGUUUCUUAUUCGCAAUUCGUACAUUAUUUCUGGUGUUAAUGUAAUCAAAAACUACAAAAAUUA
This is a messenger RNA of Linepithema humile (Argentine ant), 597 nucleotides long. The record is from RefSeq and is a predicted model, not a curated record. Lineage: Eukaryota; Metazoa; Arthropoda; Insecta; Hymenoptera; Formicidae.